AUGCUGCAGAGUGUAUGCGGGUUGUGCAGCUCUCAUGUGCAGCAUCACGAAUCGUGCCGUAUUAUUCGAAACGGCGAUUGCCCAGUGGUGAGAAUCGGUGUCGGGCGGGUUGUAUCUCCGGUCGUCAAUCUGGACUUUGACGCCCGAGUACCGAUCCCCUUCAGCGUUUUCCCAUCGUCGUACCGGAGCGACGAGCAGCAAACCACCACCCAGACUCACGUCGAGGGUGAAAUCAAGCUCCCCCAGGCCUCAUCGCGCGUCGGACGGGACGGUCAAUACUCUUCGUUCUCCGCCAACCUUCCUCCACCGCCCCAGGACGACCGAUACCAAGCCGAGGAGGUAGUCCACAUCACCCGGGAAGAGGAGCGUCACCACCGUCCGAGCCGCAGAGAAGAUAUCUACAUCCGCGACGAGAGAAGACCUACCACCACAUUCCAACCUCAACAACAACAAUCAUCUACACACAUCGACUUCGAAGUUCCCAAUCGUCGACGAGAAUACAAGACUACAUACAACGUUGACAUCGAAGGCCCUCGUCCACACCGCCGCCAAUACGCUGGUACUGAUAUCGACAUCGCCGAGCGUGAGUACCGAUCUCGUGUCCAGCCCAGCUACCGUGAGGAUAUCCGAGUCACCGGUGCGACUGUAGACCCGCCCCGUUUCCAGCCCAGCUACCAGGAAGAAGUUCGUGUCAGCGGUACCACCGUCGACCCUCCCCGUCACCAACAAACAUCCUUCCGUGAGGAAGUUCGUGUCUCUGGUACUACCGUUGACCCUCCUCGACCUCAAUCCACCUACCGUGAAGAGGUUCGUGUCACCGGUUCCACUGUUGACCCGCCAUCUCUCCGCAAGCCAAUCAGAGAAAAGGUCCGCUUCACUGAAGAGACCGUCGACCCGUCUUCCCGCUUUCAAGAAGUCCGCGUCUCUCAAGAGACCGUAGAUCCUCCCUCCCGUUUCCCCAAAGCCAAGAUGGGUUACUACGAUGAAGAUGGUCACUAUCACUCCUUCCGUCACGGUCUCCACCGUGCUGCUGAUCGUGUCCUUGGACCUGGCCCACGCUCCGAGGGUCCUCGUGCCGCCGCCGAGCCAGCCUAUACUCCCAACACCGUUACGAUCCCAUGCCACCACAUCCGUCUCGGCGAUCUCUUGAUCCUUCAAGGUCGUCCCUGCCAAGUCAUCCGCAUCACCACUUCAGCUGCCACUGGCCAACACCGAUACUUGGGUGUCGACCUCUUCACCAAGCAAUUGCAUGAGGAGUCUUCCUUCAUCUCGAACCCAAGCCCAAGUGUUGUCGUCCAAACCAUGCUCGGCCCUGUCUUCAAGCAAUACCGUGUUCUUGAUCUCCAAGAUGGUGUUGUCGUUGCCAUGACCGAGACUGGUGAUGUCAAGCAAAACCUUCCCGUCAUCGAUCAAUCCAACCUUUGGGGACGUCUGUCCGAGGCCUUCGAAUCUGGCCGUGGUUCCGUUCGCGUCCUGGUCAUCUCAGAUCAAGGUCGUGAGCUCGCCGUCGACAUGAAGACCAUCCAUGGUUCCCGCCUGUAA
Molecule: messenger RNA, 1542 nt
Organism: Mollisia scopiformis
Lineage: Eukaryota; Fungi; Ascomycota; Leotiomycetes; Helotiales; Mollisiaceae
Exons: 6
Coding region: 1-1542 (513 amino acids)
Biological process (GO): positive regulation of translational termination; positive regulation of translational elongation
Molecular function (GO): translation elongation factor activity; RNA binding; ribosome binding
Source: RefSeq, a predicted model, not a curated record